AUGGGCAACAGCCUGCGGUGCUGCCUGACCUGCAUGCUCCCCUGCGGCUCCUUCGACGUGGUCCGCAUCGUCCACCUCAGCGGCCGCGUCGACGAGUUCAGCUGCCCGAUCACGGGCGGCGCCGUCCUCGCCGAGCACCCCAACCACACCAUCGCCACGGCGUGGUCCUCCGCCGGCGUCGGGUGCCCCACCAAGAAGCUCGUCAUCGUGUCGCCGGACACCGAGCUCAAGCGCGGCCGCAUCUACUUCCUCAUCCCGUCCGCGACGGUGCCGGCGGUUGACAGGAGGAAGAAGAGCCGCCCGGGCUCCAACAAGAAGAGCAGGCGGCCGAGCAGCCGGGGCAAGAGCGGCGGCGGCGCCGCGAGCACCGCGGAGCAGGAUAACUACCUGACGGAGCUGCUGUCCGAGAAGACCGCGUCGGGCGCCCACCGGAGGCGGCGGAGCGGCUGCAGGGUCGGCGUGUGGCGGCCGGAGCUCGAGAGCAUUGUGGAGGAGGCCUCGGAGUAG
This is a messenger RNA of Triticum turgidum subsp. durum (durum wheat), 507 nucleotides long. Lineage: Eukaryota; Viridiplantae; Streptophyta; Magnoliopsida; Poales; Poaceae. The record is from the annotation of a GenBank genome assembly.